Molecule: messenger RNA, 714 nt
Organism: Scedosporium apiospermum
Lineage: Eukaryota; Fungi; Ascomycota; Sordariomycetes; Microascales; Microascaceae
Exons: 2
Coding region: 1-714 (237 amino acids)
Source: RefSeq, a predicted model, not a curated record
AUGCCUUCCUACACACUCGAAGGUCUGGAUGACCUGGAAAUGAGCGCUGAAACUGCUACACCGGAAGAUCAGAAGGUGGCACUGGCAUUUGUAGUUGGGAUUCUCGAGGAUAUACCCAUCGGUUAUGGCGUUAUGGGAGGGAUGAACUUCCAUCUGCGAGGUUCGGGGCGCACGACUACUGAUAUUGACAUUGCUAUUGACAAUUCGCCCCGUAUGCGCGAUCUCCUGAGAGUCUUCGAUAGCGAAAAGUAUCAUGAAAGUAUCUACUGGCCUGCCAGCCCAAUCCAAUAUGCCUCUGGCGUCGCGAGGAUCUUCGUCCAAGUCGACAACGGCGAAGAUGGGCAGCUGGCGCAGCUUGACUUCAAGCCCAAGGGUGCUGAAGGCCAUCAGAUACCCGAUGAUAUUCCAGCUUCUGUUGACAGAGUCACAAUAAAUACUAGGAAUGGUGCCUUCGAAUGCAAUCUACUAUCCAUUGGCCCACUCGUGCGGUCUAAGAUCAAGGCCCACCAUAAUCGGGAGGUAGAGAAAGACUACAAUGACCUGGUAUUCGUUUGCUGUCAUCAAGAUUAUGCACCCUUAGUUAGGCAGGCUGCAGUGUCGUAUGAAGAGACGUGGAAGGAAUUCCUCCUGGAGAAGGUGAUGGAGAAUAACCCGGAAUCAGAGUCUCAGGUUAGGUGGGCCCUCGACUUAGAAGCUGAAGGGGAGGCCUCAUAA